Mus caroli (Ryukyu mouse) is the source of this 14604-nucleotide messenger RNA. The record is from RefSeq and is a predicted model, not a curated record. Lineage: Eukaryota; Metazoa; Chordata; Mammalia; Rodentia; Muridae.
GUACUCUCAACGGCUGAGCCCCGAGUAGCAGCAGAGACUGAGGGCAGCUCUACCAGAGCAGCCACUGUUGGGACCCGCUUUGGUGGUCUAAGGUUCAAGACAGCCUCCCACCAGUUUGCAGGCAGGUGAGUGAGUGGUGGACGCGAAGCUUGGAAUGGCGAAGCUUGGAGUGGUGGAUGCUGAAACUACCACCUGGGAAGUGCGGGGCUCCUGUCAGGUGCUGAUUUCGGCGUUGAAGCUCUUCUGCUGAAGAAAACUACAUUGAGAAAUGGAGUCUGAGGAAGGCAACGCAGAGCCACCCACUCCGAGUGAAGAGGCUCCUCCUCCAGUUGUAGAGGAAGCUCCGCCCCCUCCCCCUCCUGAAGACACUGCCCCUCCCCCUCCCGAGGAGCAGGCCCCGCCCCCUGAGGGGGAUGCUGCCCCGCCCCCCACAGGAGAUGACUUCCAACUCACUGUGGAAGGAGAAGCUCCGCACCCCGAGGAUACAGACCCCACGCUCCUGUCUGAGCAGGGUCCUGCUACUUCCGUGACUGACUAUAGGAGUCUGAUUCCCUCAGAUGAGGAGAUAGCACUGCAGGAGGAUGAGGAGUCUGGCCAGGCCAGGGUCCGGGCGAGGCACACCCCUAGGCCUGCACAGUCCGUGCUGUCAGAUGGGCUUUCCCAGUCUUCCCGGCGGCCCUCCAAAUUCCGCCGAAGUAUGACUGGCAUCCCAAACCUCCAGGAGACCCUCAAAGAGAAACAGGCAAGAUUUAGAGAAGCCAGGGAAAACAGGAAAAUGAAAAUUGACCCCUCGUAUAAAUACAUAUUUGAAAUUCUAGGAGAAAAGCUUGGGCUGGACUUAGUAACCGUGGAAGAACUAAUUUUGGAUUGCCCGUCGCUGGAUCCGUUCACCAGCUUUUUUGAGAAAGGUGGCUGUAAGACGCUGAAGUUUUUGUACCAGGAAGGAGAAGUGCCCGGUUUUGAAUGUGGUCGAACGAUUACGGGAGUCCCCAAAGGGGGUAAAAUGAUGAAGAUUUAUGUAGACAAUGCAGCUCCGGACAAGCUGAAAGAGCUGUGCUUAUUUUUCGUCCGCUGUCGUAAUGAUGUUGCCAUAAAUUCCAAAACCAUUUAUGAGGAUGUGCUGUUUAGCUUCUUGGAUGCGUCAAAGGGACUCUUAAAAGGAAUCAAGCACAUGUUGAGAAGCAUAUUUCUCCCAGCCAUCCUUGCAACGAGCAACUGGGGAGCUCUAAAUCAGUCCAAGCAGGGUGAAUCUGAGAAACACAUUUUCAUAGAAACCAUCCACAGAUAUCUUGCAUUUUUAGAUGGUGCUACCAUAAGCAUCGAGGGGACAGUGAUGUUGAAGAAGGUGGACAAUAUCGACUUCUCCAAGCUGCACACCUUUGAAGAGGUCACAGCUGCAGCGAGCAGCUCGGAGAUGGUGCAUCAGCUGGAGGAGGUGCUGAUGAUGUGGUACAAGCAGAUCGAGCAGGUCCUCAUUGAGAGUGAGCAGAUGAGAAAAGAAGCUGAUGAUUCUGGUCCCCUCACCGAAUUGGAGCAUUGGAAGCGUAUGUCAGCCAAGUUCAACUUCAUCAUUGAGCAGAUUAAAGGGUCCAGCUGUAAGGCCGUCAUAAAUGUGCUAAAUGUCGCACACUCCAAGCUGUUAAAGAACUGGCGGGAUUUGGACGCACGAAUCACCGACACUGCAAAUGAAUCAAAGGAUAACGUGCGCUAUUUGUACACCCUGGAGAAAGUAUGUCAGCCCCUCUAUAACUAUGACCUGGUUUCCAUGGCACACGGAAUACAGAACCUGAUCAAUGCCAUCAGAAUGAUUCACAGUGUGUCGAGGUAUUAUAAUACAUCAGAGAGGAUGACAUCAUUAUUCAUCAAGGUGACAAAUCAGAUGGUAACAGCCUGCAAAGCAUACAUUACUGAUGGCGGAACAAACCAUGUGUGGGACCAGGAAACGCCAGCUGUACUAAAAAAGAUCCAGGAUUGCAUCUUUCUCUUCAAGGAAUACCAGGCAUCCUUUCACAAAACAAGGAAGCAGAUUUUAGAAUCCUCCGGGGAGAAGUCUUUUGAAGUUUCAGAAAUGUAUAUAUUUGGAAAAUUCGAAGCCUUCUGUAAGAGACUGGAGAAAAUUACAGAGAUGAUAACCAUUGUGCAAACAUACUCAGCCUUGAGCAACUCUACAAUCGAAGGAAUCGAUAUUCUGGGGAUAAAGUUCAAAAACAUCUAUCAGGGCAUUAAGAAGAACCAAUAUGACAUCCUGGAUCCACGGAGAACAGAAUUUGACACAGACUUCACAGAGUUUAUGGGGAAAAUCAAUAUUUUAGAGAUUCAAAUCCAGGCGUUUAUGAACAGUACCUUUGGGAAGAUCUUGUCCUCCCAGCAGGCUCUGCAGUUGCUUCAGAGGUUUCAGAAGCUGAACAUUCCCUGCCUUCAACUGGAAAUCAAUCACACAAUUGAACGGAUUCUUCAGUGCUAUGUGGCUGAACUUGAAGCUACCAAGAAGCUCUAUCAUUCUCAGAAAGAUGACCCCCCUCUCGCUCGCAACAUGCCCCCCAUAGCAGGGAAAAUUCUCUGGGUGAGGCAGCUGUACCGCCGGAUAAACGAACCCAUCAACUAUUUCUUUAAAAACUCAGACAUUUUAUCAAGCACAGAAGGCAAAGCUGUCAUCCGUCAGUAUAAUAGGAUCUCAUACGUGCUGGUGGAGUUUGAGGUGGUUUACCACACAGCCUGGGUCAAGGAGGUUUCCCAGCUUCAGUAUGCUUUGCAAGCCACGCUGUUUGUGCGACAUCCAGAAACGGGGAAGUUGCUGGUUAACUUUGAUCCUAAGAUUCUGGAAGUUGUGCGGGAAACAAAGUGCAUGAUAAAGAUGAAGCUAGAUGUUCCAGAACAAGCAAAGAAGUUGCUGAAACUCGAGAGCAAACUGAAGGCAGACAAGCUGUAUCUGCAGGGUCUUCUGCAGUAUUAUGACGACCUGUGCCAGGAAGUGCCUUCUGUGUUCGUCAACCUGAUGACCCCCAAAAUGAAGAAGGUGGAGUCCGUCCUGAGGCAAGGGCUCACGGUGCUGACCUGGUCCUCGCUAAUGCUGGAGAGCUUCUUCAAAGAGGUUGAGUCCGUUUUGGAUAUGUUCAACCAGCUUUUAAAGAAGGUCAAUGACCUGUGUGAGAUGCACAUCGACACAGUUCUGAAGGAGAUUGCCAAGACACUGCUAAUCUCCUUGUCAGAUAGCGGCGCCACCAAAGUAGAAGACAUGCUGACCCUCAAUGAGACGUACACCAAAGAGUGGGCUGAUGUUCUAAACCACAAGAGCAGACACGUGGAGGAAGCCGUGAAAGAGCUGAUAUUAAUAUUUGAACAAAUCUACGAAGUUAAAUACACCGGAAAAGCAGCCAAACCGGUGACAGAGCAGAGGAAGCACGUUGUUUUUGGAAGUGAGGCAGAAGAGACUGAAGGCCUCGACUUUGAAUCGACGACGAGGGAGGUCGACACCAAUGAUAAAGAAGAUGAAUUUAAAAAGGAAUGUAAGGAGGUAUACGCUUUCUUCUCGCAUCAAUUACUAGACAGCCUACAGAAGGCGACACGCUUAUCUUUGGACACAAUGAAAAGGAGAAUAUUUGUCGGAAGCCAAGGGCGGAGACGGUCGGAGGACAUCGUUUCCUUCAUAAAAACCGAAGUGCACCUUGCAAUCCCUAAUGUGGUGAUGGUUCCCAGCCUGGAUGACAUUCAGCAAGCCAUCAAUCGCAUGAUCCAGUUGACCCUGGAGGUCAGCAGAGGAGUGGCCCACUGGGGACAGCAGCAGGUCAGGCAGAUAAAGUCUUUCCAGAACAAUUCUCGUGGCUCCGACCAACCCCCAGCCUCGGGGAAACCACUGAAAAAGGAAGAGAGGUCUUUUGAAGAAACCAUCCCGGCCAGGAAGCUGAAGAACUUCUAUCCUGGCGUGGCAGAGCACAAGGAUAUCUCCAAACUGGUCCUCCUCUUGUCCUCCUCUGUGAAUUCUCUCCGGAAGGCGGCCACUGAGGCCCUGCAGGACUUUCAGAAGUACAAGACUCUCUGGACCGAAGACCGCGACGUGAAAGUCAAGGAGUUUUUGGCCAACAACCCUUCCCUGACUGAGAUCCGAUCAGAAAUCCUCCACUAUGCCACCUUUGAGCAAGAGAUCGAGGAACUGAAGCCCAUUAUUGUUGUAGGAGCCCUGGAACUGCACACAGAGCCAAUGAAGUUAGCCUUAUCAAUCGAGGCCAAAGCGUGGAAGAUGCUGCUCUGUCGAUACUUAAACGAAGAAUAUAAGAAGAAAAUGUCAGACAUGAUAACGUUUAUCAAUGAAUACUUGAAAAAGUUGUCCAGACCCAUCCGAGACUUGGACGAUGUUAGAUUCGCUAUGGAAGCUUUGUCUUGUAUCCGAGAUAAUGAAAUUCAAAUGGACAUGACUUUGGGGCCAAUUGAAGAAGCCUACGGCAUUUUGAACCGAUUUGAGGUCGAGGUGACCAAGGAAGAGUCCGAAGGCGUCGACACCCUGAGAUACUCAUUCAACAAAUUACAGAGCAAAGCUGUUUCCGUACAAGAUGAACUUGUGCAAGUGCAGCCCAAAUUUAAAAGCAGCCUGCUUGAGUCGGUGGAGGUCUUCCGUGAGGACGUUAUAAACUUUACAGAAGCCUAUGAGACGGAAGGACCCAUGGUGCCGAAUAUUCCACCCCAAGAAGCCAGCAACAGGCUGCAGAUAUUCCAGGCCAAUUUCGACGAUUUAUGGAGGAAAUUUGUCACAUAUUCAUCUGGGGAGCAACUUUUUGGAUUACCUGUGACUGACUACGAGGUUUUACACAAAACCAGAAAAGAGCUCAACUUGCUUCAGAAGCUGUAUGGCUUGUACGACACUGUCAUGGGCAGCAUCAGUGGCUACUAUGAGAUCCUCUGGGGAGAUGUAGACAUCGAAAAGAUCAAUGCAGAGCUGCAGGAAUUCCAGAACAGAUGUCGAAAACUCCCCAAGGGACUCAAAGAUUGGCAGGCGUUUCUGGACCUCAAAAAAAGAAUCGAUGACUUCAGUGAGUCGUGUCCGCUGCUGGAGAUGAUGACCAAUAAAGCGAUGAAGCAGAGGCAUUGGGACCGCAUCUCAGAGCUCACCGGCACCCCGUUCGACGUGGAAUCCGAUACAUUCUGUCUGAGAAAUAUCAUGGAAGCGCCACUCCUUAAGAACAAGGAUGAUAUCGAAGAUAUCUGCAUAUCUGCCAUUAAGGAGAAGGACAUCGAAGCCAAGUUGACACAGGUGAUUGAGAACUGGACCAACCAAAACCUGAGCUUUGCAGCGUUUAAGGGCAAAGGCGAGCUCCUGCUCAAAGGAACAGAGUCUGGAGAGAUUAUCACCUUAAUGGAGGAUAGCUUGAUGGUCCUAGGCUCCUUGCUAAGCAACAGAUACAAUACCCCGUUUAAAAAAAAUAUCCAGAAUUGGGUCUUUAAAUUGUCCACUUCCUCGGAUAUCAUUGAAGAGUGGCUGAUAGUCCAGAACCUGUGGGUCUAUCUUGAAGCUGUCUUUGUGGGUGGCGACAUUGCCAAACAGCUGCCGCAGGAAGCCAAGCGUUUCCAGAAUAUUGACAAGUCAUGGAUAAAGAUCAUGCAGCGAGCUCACGAGAACCCCAACGUGAUCAGCUGCUGUGUCGGGGAUGAGACCAUGGGGCAGCUCCUGCCCCACUUACACGAGCAGUUGGAAGUCUGUCAGAAGUCCCUCACAGGGUAUUUGGAAAAGAAGCGGUUGCUAUUUCCAAGAUUCUUCUUUGUCUCCGAUCCGGUUCUGCUGGAAAUCCUCGGACAGGCCAGCGACUCCCACACCAUUCAGCCACAUCUCCCUGCAGUGUCUGACAACAUCAAUGAGGUGACCUUCCAUGCUAAAGACUACGAUCGGAUGAUGGCCGUUAUAUCAAGAGAAGGAGAAAAAAUUAUGCUGGAUACUCCCGUUAUGGCCAAAGGUCCUGUAGAAAUUUGGCUUCUGGACUUGUUAAAAGUACAGAUGUCAUCACUACAUAAUAUCAUCCGGUCUGCCUUCUACCAGAUCAGCGAUUCGGGCUUUCUCCUCUUACCUUUCCUGAACCACUUCCCCGCACAGGUUGGGCUUCUGGGAAUUCAAAUGCUGUGGACACAUGACUCAGAAGAGGCUUUGAAUAAUGCAAAAGACGACAGGAAAAUCAUGCAAAUAACCAACCAGAAAUUUCUGGACAUUCUAAACACGCUGAUUAGCCAGACGACGCAUGACCUGACCAAGUUUGACAGAGUGAAGUUUGAAACUUUGAUCACAAUCCACGUGCACCAGAGAGAUAUCUUUGAUGACUUGGUAAAAAUGCACAUCAAGUCGGUCACCGACUUCGAGUGGCUGAAACAGAGCAGAUUUUAUUUCAAAGAGGAUUUGGAUCAGACCGUGGUGUCCAUCACUGACGUGGACUUCAUUUACCAAAAUGAGUUCCUGGGAUGCACGGAUCGUCUUGUGAUCACCCCGUUAACAGAUAGAUGCUACAUCACGCUGGCUCAGGCUCUGGGAAUGAACAUGGGCGGUGCUCCAGCAGGACCCGCUGGGACGGGUAAAACCGAAACCACAAAAGACAUGGGCAGGUGUUUGGGCAAGUACGUGGUUGUGUUCAAUUGUUCUGAUCAGAUGGAUUUCCGAGGCCUUGGACGGAUUUUCAAAGGUCUUGCACAGUCCGGUUCCUGGGGUUGCUUUGAUGAGUUUAAUAGAAUUGAAUUGCCUGUUUUAUCUGUGGCGGCGCAACAAAUUUACAUAGUUUUGACAGCGAGGAAAGAGAGGAAAAAACAGUUCAUCUUCUCAGAUGGCGAUUGCGUGGAUUUAAAUCCAGAAUUCGGAAUCUUCCUAACCAUGAACCCUGGAUAUGCUGGGCGCCAGGAACUGCCAGAAAACUUAAAAAUCCAGUUUAGAACAGUUGCAAUGAUGGUUCCUGAUCGGCAGAUCAUUAUGCGAGUUAAGCUUGCUAGCUGUGGCUUUCUUGAAAAUGUUAUCUUGGCGCAAAAGUUUUAUGUUCUCUAUAAACUCUGCGAAGAGCAGCUUACUAAACAGGUCCACUAUGACUUUGGACUGAGAAAUAUCCUGUCUGUGCUGAGGACCCUUGGGUCUCAGAAAAGAGCUCGGCCAGAAGACAGUGAGUUAAGCACGGUCAUGAGAGGGCUACGAGACAUGAACCUUUCCAAACUGGUUGACGAAGAUGAACCCCUGUUCCUCAGCUUGAUCAACGACCUGUUUCCGGGGUUACAACUGGACAGCAGUACUUACGCGGAACUGCAAGCUGCGGUGGACAACCAGGUUAACCUAGAAGGUCUGAUAAACCACCCACCCUGGAACCUCAAAUUAGUGCAGUUAUAUGAGACCUCUCUGGUACGGCAUGGCCUGAUGACCCUCGGGCCCAGCGGUUCCGGGAAGACGACGGUCAUAACAAUUCUGAUGAAAUCAUUAACGGAGUGCGGGAGGCCUCACAGAGAGAUGCGAAUGAAUCCAAAGGCGAUUACUGCGCCUCAGAUGUUCGGCAGGCUGGAUACAGCCACCAACGACUGGACAGAUGGGAUCUUUUCCACUCUGUGGAGGAAGACAUUAAAAGCUAAAAAGGGUGAGAAUAUUUUCCUCAUCCUAGACGGCCCCGUGGAUGCCAUCUGGAUUGAGAACUUAAACUCCGUGUUGGACGAUAACAAGACGCUCACCCUGGCUAACGGGGACCGCAUCCCCAUGGCCCCUACCUGUAAGCUGCUGUUUGAGGUGCACAACAUUGAGAACGCCUCUCCUGCCACGGUGUCAAGGAUGGGCAUGGUAUACAUCAGCAGCUCGGCUCUCAGCUGGAGGCCGAUAUUACAGGCAUGGUUGAAGAAGCGCACCCAGCAGGAAGGCUCUGUCUUCCUGAGUCUGUAUGAUAAGGUGUUUGAAGACGCGUACACAUACAUGAAACUAAGCCUCAACCCCAAGAUGCAGCUCCUGGAGUGUAAUUACAUCACGCAGUCUCUCAAUCUCCUGGAAGGUUUAAUCCCUUCCAAAGAAGAAGGUGGCGUCUCGUCCGGGGACCACCUCCACAAGCUGUUUGUGUUUGGUCUGAUGUGGAGCCUGGGAGCCCUUUUGGAACUGGAUAGCAGGGAAAAAAUGGAAGUCUUCCUCCGAGGUCAUGGGAGCAAGCUAAACCUGCCGGAGAUACCCAGGGGCUCCCACCAGACUAUGUAUGAGUUCUACGUUACCGACUACGGUGACUGGGAACACUGGAACAAGAGACUCCAGCCAUACUUCUAUCCGACGGACAGCAUUCCGGAGUACUCUUCCAUCCUGGUUCCAAACGUGGACAACAUCAGGACCAACUUCUUGAUAGACACGAUCGCGAAACAGCACAAAGCGGUUUUGCUCACAGGAGAACAGGGCACUGCAAAAACGGUAAUGGUGAAGGCGUACCUGAAGAAAUACGACCCUGAAGUGCAGCUGUCCAAGAGUCUAAAUUUUUCCUCUGCUACAGAGCCAAUGAUGUUUCAGAGGACAAUCGAAAGCUACGUGGAUAAGAGGAUGGGGAGCACCUAUGGUCCCCCAGGAGGGAGGAAGAUGACGGUGUUUAUUGAUGAUAUUAAUAUGCCUGUGAUCAACGAAUGGGGAGAUCAGAUCACCAAUGAGAUCGUGCGUCAGAUGAUGGAGAUGGAGGGAAUGUACAGCUUGGACAAGCCUGGAGACUUCACCACCAUUGUCGAUGUGCAGCUCAUAGCAGCCAUGAUCCAUCCUGGAGGAGGGCGGAACGACAUCCCACAGCGCUUAAAAAGGCAGUUUACCGUGUUCAACUGCACGCUGCCUUCCAACACGUCUAUCGACAAAAUCUUCGGAAUUAUCGGCUGUGGAUACUUUGACCCGUGUAGAAAGUUCAGACCUGAAAUAUGUGACAUGAUUGGGAAUUUGGUCUCAGUCGGCCGUGUGCUGUGGCAAUGGACCAAGGUAAAGAUGCUACCCACACCUUCAAAGUUUCAUUACAUCUUCAACCUCCGGGACCUUUCGAGAAUCUGGCAGGGGAUGUUAACCAUAAAAGCAGAAGAGUGCAGCUCGAUCCCCAUUCUCCUGUCGCUCUUCAAGCACGAGUGUAACAGAGUGAUCGCAGACAGGUUUAUAACUCCGGAUGACGAGCAGUGGUUCAACUCACAGCUCAUUCGGGCAGUGGAAGAAAACAUCAGCGCAGAGGUCGCAGCCAAUAUCCUCCCUGAACCGUACUUUGUGGAUUUUCUCCGAGAUAUGCCGGAGCCCACUGGUGACGAACCCGAAGACACUAUGUUUGAAGUGCCCAAAAUCUACGAAUUGGUGCCGUCCUUCGAAUUCCUGAGUGAAAAGCUUCAGUUCUACCAGAGGCAGUUCAACGAGAUCAUCCGAGGGACAUCUCUCGACCUGGUGUUUUUUAAAGACGCCAUGACUCACCUCAUUAAGAUCUCUCGGAUCAUUCGAACCUCCUGUGGGAACGCAUUGCUGGUGGGUGUCGGUGGCUCAGGAAAGCAGAGCCUCUCAAAACUGGCCUCCUUUAUUGCUGGGUAUCAGAUAUUUCAGAUAACACUAACCAGGUCUUACAACGUGAGCAACCUCAUAGAAGACCUAAAGAAUUUGUACAAAGUUGCUGGCGCCGAAGGCAAAGGCAUUACCUUCAUCUUUACGGACAAUGAGAUAAAAGAUGAGGCGUUCCUGGAAUACCUUAAUAAUUUGCUGUCUUCAGGGGAGAUCUCCAAUUUAUUUGCCCGAGACGAGAUGGAUGAAAUCACCCAAGGCCUGAUAUCGGUGAUGAAGAGGGAGCUGCCUCGACACCCUCCCACCUUUGACAACCUGUAUGAAUACUUCAUCACCAGAUCCAGGAAGAAUUUACAUGUUGUUCUCUGCUUCUCCCCGGUUGGAGAGAAGUUCCGGGCCCGGUCCCUCAAAUUCCCUGGUUUGAUUUCAGGGUGCACCAUGGACUGGUUCAGUCGCUGGCCCAAGGAGGCUCUAAUCGCUGUGGCCUCAUACUUCCUUUUAGAUUAUAACAUUGUCUGCUCCAUUGAGACUAAGAGGCACGUUGUAGAAACUAUGGGGCUCUUUCAUGACAUGGUUUCUGAAAGCUGCGAGAAUUACUUCCAAAGAUACCGCCGAAGAGCCCACGUGACUCCCAAAUCAUAUCUCUCAUUUAUAAAUGGUUAUAAAAACAUUUACACCGAUAAGGUGAAAUAUAUCAACGAACAAGCGGAACGGAUGAAUAUUGGUCUCGACAAGCUGAUGGAGGCGAGCGAAUCUGUGGCUAAGCUCUCACAGGAUCUCGCAGUGAAGGAGAAGGAACUGGCGGUGGCUUCCAUUAAAGCAGACGAAGUCCUGGCAGAGGUCACAGUGAGUGCCCAGGCUUCAGCCAAAGUGAAAAACGAAGUCCAGGAGGUAAAAGAUAAAGCUCAGAAAAUUGUGGAUGAAAUUGACAGCGAGAAGGUGAAGGCAGAAACUAAGCUGGAGGCCGCCAAACCUGCCCUGGAAGAAGCCGAGGCAGCCCUGAAUACCAUCAAGCCAAAUGACAUUGCCACAGUCAGGAAGCUUGCCAAACCACCACAUCUCAUUAUGAGAAUCAUGGACUGUGUCCUGCUGCUGUUCCAAAAGAAAAUCGAUCCUGUUACCAUGGACCCAGAAAAGCCCUGCUGCAAGCCAUCAUGGGGAGAGUCGUUAAAGCUGAUGAGUGCCACGGGGUUCCUCUUCAGCCUGCAGCAGUUCCCCAAGGACACAAUCAACGAGGAGACGGUUGAGCUACUGCAGCCAUAUUUUAACAUGGACGACUACACUUUUGAAAGUGCCAAAAAAGUGUGUGGCAACGUGGCUGGGCUGCUGUCCUGGACACUUGCUAUGGUGAUAUUUUACGGCAUCAACAGGGAAGUGUUGCCCUUGAAGGCAAACCUGGCCAAGCAGGAAGGCCGCUUGGCUGUGGCCAAUGUGGAAUUAGGGAAGGCCCAGGCGCUGCUGGACGAGAAGCAAGCUGAGCUGGAUAAAGUGCAGGCCAAGUUUGACGCCGCAAUGAACGAGAAAAUGGACCUGCUCAAUGAUGCCGACAUGUGCAGGAAGAAGAUGCAGGCAGCCUCCACGCUCAUUGAUGGCCUGAGUGGGGAGAAAGUCCGGUGGACCCAGCAAAGUAAGGAGUUCAAGGCUCAGAUUAAUAGACUCGUAGGCGAUGUUCUGCUCUGCACAGGCUUUCUCUCCUACCUCGGCCCCUUCAAUCAGAUAUUUCGGAACUAUUUGCUUAAAGAUCAAUGGGAGUUAGAGUUGAAAGCACGGAAAAUUCCUUUCACUGAAAACCUGAAUCUUAUUGCAAUGUUGGUGGACCCUCCAACAAUUGGCGAGUGGGGCCUGCAGGGACUCCCUGGAGAUGACCUGUCAAUUCAGAAUGGCAUCAUUGUGACAAAGGCCACCAGAUACCCUCUGCUCAUUGAUCCCCAGACUCAGGGAAAAACGUGGAUCAAAUCGAAGGAAAAAGAAAACGACUUGCAGGUGACAUCUCUGAACCACAAAUAUUUCCGCACACACCUGGAGGACAGCCUCUCGUUGGGUCGCCCCCUUCUCAUUGAGGAUAUUCGAGAGGAGCUGGACCCAGCUCUGGAUAAUGUGCUGGAGAAGAACUUCAUCAAAUCAGGCACUGCUUUCAAGGUGAAAGUGGGUGAUAAGGAAUGUGACAUCAUGGACACGUUUAAACUUUACAUCACCACGAAGUUACCCAACCCUGCCUUCACUCCUGAGAUCAACGCCAAGACAUCCGUCAUUGAUUUCACUGUCACCAUGAAGGGACUCGAGAACCAGUUACUCAGGAGAGUCAUUCUCACAGAGAAACAGGAGCUGGAGUCGGAGCGGGUUAAGCUCCUCGAGGAUGUGACUUUCAAUAAGCGGAAGAUGAAGGAGCUAGAGGACAACCUGCUGUAUAAGCUGAGCGCCACAAAAGGUUCCCUGGUGGACGAUGAGUCUCUCAUCGGCGUCCUGCGCAUCACCAAACAGACAGCUGCAGAAGUGAGCGAAAAGCUCCACGUGGCGGCGGAAACGGAGAUCAAAAUCAAUACAGCUCAGGAGGAGUUCCGGCCAGCGGCCACGCGAGGCAGCAUCCUUUACUUCCUCAUCACAGAGAUGAGCAUGGUCAACAUCAUGUACCAAACCUCACUGGCCCAGUUCUUGAAGUUAUUUGACCAGUCCAUGGCCAGGUCUGAAAAGUCUCCGCUACCUCAAAAAAGAAUUACAAACAUCAUUGAGUACCUGACAUACGAGGUCUUCACCUAUUCUGUGAGAGGCCUGUACGAAAACCACAAAUUCCUCUUCGUUCUCCUCAUGACACUGAAGAUCGAUCUCCAGAGAGGGACAGUGAAGCACAAAGAGUUUCAGGCUCUGAUUAAAGGUGGAGCAGCCCUGGACCUGAAGGCAUGCCCCCCAAAACCCUUCCGCUGGAUCCUGGACAUGACGUGGCUGAACCUUGUGGAGCUCAGUAAGCUCCCCCAGUUUGCAGAAAUUAUGAACCAGAUAUCUCGGAAUGAGAAGGGGUGGAAAAACUGGUUUGAUAAAGACGCCCCAGAGGAAGAGAUCAUCCCUGAUGGCUAUAAUGACUCCCUGGAUACCUGCCGCAAGCUUCUGCUUAUCAGAUCAUGGUGCCCCGACCGCACUGUUUUCCAAGCGAGAAAGUAUAUUGCGGACUCUCUCGAGGAGAAGUACACAGAGCCAGUUAUCCUAAAUCUGGAGAAGACCUGGGAAGAAAGUGACACGCACACACCUCUGAUCUGUUUCCUGUCCAUGGGCUCCGACCCCACCAUCCAGAUUGAUGCGUUGGCCAAGAAGCUGAAGCUGGAAUGCAGGACUAUCUCAAUGGGACAAGGACAAGAAGUUCAUGCUCGAAAGCUGAUCCAGUUGUCGAUGCAACAGGGUGGUUGGGUAUUGCUGCAGAAUUGUCACCUCGGUCUGGAAUUCAUGGAAGAGUUACUAGAGACGCUGAUGGUCACAGAAACCACCGAGGACUCCUUCAGAGUGUGGAUAACCACUGAGCCCCAUGACCGGUUUCCAAUUACACUACUCCAGACUUCUCUCAAGUUCACAAAUGAGCCACCCCAAGGUGUCCGGGCAGGCCUGAAAAGGACAUUCGCUGGGAUCAACCAAGACCUUCUGGACAUCAGUAACUUACCCAUGUGGAAGCCGAUGCUCUACACAGUGGCAUUUCUGCACUCCACCGUGCAGGAGCGACGAAAAUUUGGACCCUUGGGAUGGAAUAUUCCCUAUGAAUUCAAUUCUGCCGACUUCUCGGCCAGUGUUCAGUUCAUUCAGAACCACCUUGACGAGUGUGAUAUUAAAAAGGGCGUGUCGUGGAGUACGGUUCGGUACAUGAUUGGUGAAGUACAGUACGGAGGCAGAGUGACAGAUGACUUCGACAAAAGGCUGCUUAACUGCUUUGCCCGGGUCUGGUUCAGCGAGAAGAUGUUUGAGCCCUCGUUCUGUUUUUACACCGGCUAUAAAAUCCCCACAUGCAAAACCCUGGACCAAUAUUUUGAGUUCAUCCAGUCUCUGCCGUCCCUUGAUAACCCAGAAGUCUUUGGGCUUCACCCUAAUGCCGACAUCACGUAUCAGAGUAACACAGCUUCCGACGUUCUUGAAACCAUCACCAACAUUCAACCGAAAGAGAGCGGCGGUGGUGUGGGCGAGACACGUGAGGCCAUUGUCUACAGGCUGUCUGAAGACAUGCUCAGCAAGCUGCCCCCUAACUAUGUGCCUCAUGAGGUGAAAGCUCGCUUGAUGAAGAUGGGGCACCUGAACUCAAUGAACAUAUUUCUUAGACAAGAAAUUGACAGGAUGCAGAAAGUCAUCUCAAUCCUCCGCAGCAGCCUGAGUGACCUCAAACUGGCUAUCGAAGGAACGAUCAUCAUGAGUGAGAACUUGAGAGAUGCGUUGGAUAACAUGUAUGAUGCUCGUAUACCUCAGCUUUGGAAGAGGGUGUCCUGGGACUCCUCCACCCUGGGCUUCUGGUUCACCGAACUUCUGGAAAGGAACGCCCAGUUCUCAACAUGGAUAUUUGAGGGGAGGCCUAACGUGUUCUGGAUGACCGGGUUCUUUAACCCCCAAGGCUUCCUCACAGCCAUGAGGCAAGAAGUGACCCGAGCUCACAAAGGCUGGGCGCUGGACACCGUGACCAUCCACAAUGAAGUCCUGCGGCAGACCAAGGAAGAGAUCAUCACGCCCCCAGCGGAAGGCGUGUAUAUUUACGGGCUGUAUAUGGAUGGAGCAUCCUGGGACAGGCGGAACGGGAAGCUCACAGAAUCCACCCCGAAGGUUCUCUUCAUGCAGCUUCCUGUUCUGCAUAUUUUCGCCAUUAACUCCACGGCGCCCAAGGAUCCGAAGCUGUACGUGUGUCCUAUCUACAAGAAACCCAGGCGGACUGACCUCACCUUCAUCACCGUGGUGUACCUGCGCACGGUGCUGUCCCCGGAUCACUGGAUCCUGAGAGGGGUGGCCCUCUUGUGUGACAUCAAGUAAGUUCAUCUCUAUCUGCCGUGGGCACAAGGAGAGCCACACAGAAGAAAGCUUGCUACUGAGAGACUCAGACAUGCUUAUGUCUCCUGCCUGAUAGGUGCUUAAUUACCCUCCCUCAAUUAAACAGUUGACACUUC